This is a messenger RNA of Biomphalaria glabrata, 2272 nucleotides long. RefSeq names its product dedicator of cytokinesis protein 11-like. Lineage: Eukaryota; Metazoa; Mollusca; Gastropoda; Planorbidae. The transcript is spliced from 2 exons. The record is from RefSeq and is a predicted model, not a curated record. The coding region runs from base 265 to 990 and encodes 241 amino acids.
GCCACAUGGAAGAUAUCGUUUGAUUGGCUGCAGUAUAUAAUCCUUAAGGCUACACUAAUUAUCAAUUGAAGUCAAAGGUCUGAAUUUUCGCUAAGCUGACCAGAUAACUUUAUAUUUGACCAUCGGAAUUCACUGGACGCUGACCUACCUUGCUCGUUUCAAUAGUGACUAAAUACAGUAGUGUUAGACUAUCGAUUUUGGGAUAACUCUGAGCCAGGUAUAAGUCUGUACAAGGAGAAGGUGUCUGUUUAACUCUGUCAUUCCAUGGACACGAGUAGUGAACCCCCCAAGGGAUGGCUGACUAAGUCACCCCCAGAGAAGAAGCUGGGCAAUCACAUCAAGCUCUUCCGCGCAAAGUGGAAGAGACGUUUCUUCGUGAUGACCGUCAAAGAUGGCCGACACGAGCUGGCUUACUACAAGGAUCAGAGUUGCCAGAACAAAAAAGGCACCGUCAACCUCAAAGACUGCAAGAGCACCUCUCGCGUUCUCCAGACGAACGGGUUCCCCAAUCUCCUGGCCGUCAAAACCAUCAGCAAAAACAAACCCAGGACCUAUUACCUGGCUGCUGACAAUAGCUACGAGGUGGACAAUUGGCUGCACUGGUUGCACCUAGUCAGCGGUAUCAAAGAUGAAGCUUUGUCUAAUAAUGAUGAUUCUAAGACCAAAGAGCAUCUAGAAUGCAACCAGCCGGAGAUCAUAUGCAGGAUAUCAUCUGAUCCUCAGCCUGACUCUGUCCAGUGCAGCGACGUGUCUGUGCAAUACUCUCUUGGGGAUGCAGAUUCAGAAGAAAAUCCUAGCUCUGAAGAUUCACCGAAAGCAGAGCGUAACUCGAGUCCGCAGUUCGCUGACUUCAUUCAGUAUCUCAACGAGAGAUUAACAGUCACACAGAAUUUAGGCCAUCUUCCUUCGCCUCUCUCUGGAAGCAGUACUUCAUUGGAGACAAAAACUGUCAUGAACCCGCCAGAAAUCACUCUCGACUUGCUUAUCUAACGAUCAACGCCAACAUUAAAAUGUCCCGAGAUCGACAUUAUUAAAGGUUCUUGUAGGUCAAAUCUGUCCGAUCACAGCUAUGUAAAUACAUCCCCAAUGGCCCACUUGGUCAAUCCAGAGAUCCAAUCCAAUUGACUCAAUGACCAAUGCUUCUUAUUACGAAUGAGGUUUCAGACAACUAGCCCUAAAUCUGAUAAGAACGUCGCAAUGGUCUCUAGAUCAAACAUCGCCUUGAAACAAAAAAUGAGUAAAUAAAAAUUGAAAUCAAAAUGAAAGUCAUCACCUCUAGAGGCUGGGGCAUUGUGGAUCGGCUUGUAAAUACGGAUGACAAAAUAAAAUGAAGAUAAAUAUGCAUCACAUUUUCUGUUUCAGUAUUGAACUUAUGUUGAAUAUAUCCACACUAUGUUAUCAAUAUGCAAAUAGGAAUCUGAGUUGUUUGUUACCAUGUACAUAUAAACAUAUGGUCUAUUACUUACGUUAAGUAAUAACGAUUAAUAUUUUGAAAAAGUUUCAUUUACAAGACACAUCUUCCUUUAUGAAGCUGAUGACUUUCAGUAAGAGAGAUUUUUUAUUGGUUGUAAAUAACUUAAUGAAUGAUAGAUUUUAUUAAAAAAAAAAUUGAACAUUUCCUACCCCUCCCCAAUUCUCUCCACCCCCCAGACCCAUCCCGAAAACAAAUCCUGGUUAGGCGAAUGUCUAAAUCCACUCAGAAUAGAUUAAGUUCUACUGCUAGGCCUCUAGAUCUAAGCUUACAAGACAGUGCGCAGCAUGUUCCUGGGCGUCUAUAUUAUUUUUUUAACUCUUUAAUGAAUACAUGCGGGAAUAACCUAUAAAUAAUCUGUUCGAGACAUAGAAUGUCUAGACCUGCAGACCAAAUGUAAUUUUAAAGUAGAUUCUAAUUUGAAAAAUCAAAACGGUCAAACCAAAGUUUACCCCGUGUGGCCAAUUAGCAAGCAUUUUUGUUCUCCCGAAAAUGUACAUAAUCUCUCUAAUUUCUAGGCAAAUCGUUUAAGUCAUCUUUUGAGAUCCAUGUCCGCCCAAUCACCACCAUUAAUUAAUGAAGAGUUUGCAAGAUGAAAAGAGGAAUUGUAAAACUCUUUAUUUCGCACUUAAGUUUUCAUAAGAUCUUUAUUAUUUUAGUGAUUUUAAUAAUCGUAUGACUAUUUUACUGUACAGUUGAGUACAAUGUAGAGCGUCUGUUGAUAGAAGUGACGCUAACAUGACUACAUGGCCACUAUAUCAGCAAGUGGUUUAGAGAGUUUAUGACAAAAAUAAAUAUAUU